CCAACCCAAAAACAAAAACCCUCCUACUACUCUCCAUACACACAUAUUUUUCUAGUAAAAUGUCCACUCGACGAUCAAAGGUUUUGGUAUACUUGCCAACUAAUCAGGUGAUAUCGUCCUACUCUGUAUUAGAGCAGAUUUUGAAAGGUUUAGGGUGGGAAAGGUAUAGUGGAGUUCCUGACCUCUUGCAAUACCACAAGCACUCUUCUAAUGACCUCAUCUCACUCCCAAGAGACUUCUCCAGGUUCAACUCAGUUUAUAUGUAUGAUAUUGUCGUUAAGAAUCCCAAUGUCUUCCACGUUCGGGAUAUGUGAGAAACUACUCCAUCCCUCAAUUCCCUCCAUAUUAUAUAUGCUCCUCAUAAUAACUUUCUUCUAUGUGUGAUGACUUGAGCUUAAAUAUUUCUCCUUUAUAUAUAUAUAUAUAUAUAUAUAUAUAUAAAAGGAGUUUGAAUAUUAGUGUAUGUCUUCUACAUAUAAAUAUGAUCAAUAGUUAUAUGUUUAUGUAAGCUUUGUAAUAAUUAAUGUUAUUGUAA
This is a messenger RNA of Rubroshorea leprosula, 535 nucleotides long. The record is from the annotation of a GenBank genome assembly. NCBI's taxonomy places the organism in Eukaryota, Viridiplantae, Streptophyta, Magnoliopsida, Malvales, Dipterocarpaceae.